GUCAUUCAAAAAAGAGUGUCACAACUGUCAAAAAUAUGAUUGAUUAAAAUGGACAUCGAAAAUUUCGAAAGUGAAACUACACCGAAAAUUCCAAAUUUACAGUUAGCCCAACAAAAGUUUGUUCUCUCUUUACCGGAGUACCAAAAUGACGAAGCAAGAAAAAAAGAAUUAUACGAAGCUAUCGUGGCCGAAGAUAUGGCCCCUUAUUACGAAAUCGUUUGUAGCGACUUAAAAUGGAAACUGAAUAAGAAAGUGCUAAAGCAAAUGAAAGAACGUAACACACAAGUUUUAGUUUCAAUGGAUGAAGACAUCGAAGCAUCGUUGAAAGGGUUAGUGGCCAAGGACUGUGCGGAACUGUAUCUAAAUAAAGCUAAUUAUCUGUGUAAGAUUGGUGAUAAAGAAAACGCAAUUAAGGUACUCAGUCACGCUUAUGAUCAAAGCUUCUCGUUAAAAAAUAAAUUAGACAAUGUGUUCUUUUGUAUCCGCAUCGGAUUCUUUUUCAUGGACUUCAAGUUGAUCGAAAGUAAUGUAGAAAAAGCCGAAAAAUUAACCGAAGAAGAUACCGACUGGCACAGCCGGAACUGUUUUAAAAUAUUUAAAGCCAUUUACUCUCUAGUUGUCAGGAAUUUUAAGUCCGCCUCUCAGCUCUUAGUGGACGCCAUUUCGACUUUUGUAUGCACCGAAAUAAUCACUUACGAGCAGUUCAUAAAAUAUACUCUUAUAUCUUCAGUGCUAACCUUGAGCCGCAACGAAACAAAACAACGAUUAAUUCAAAACGCAGAUAUGCAACAGGCGCUGCAAGCCGAUAAUACAUUUAGAGAGUACUUAUAUAGUUUAUAUAAUUGCGAUUAUAAAGUUUUUUUCCAGCGGCUGGCCGAUAUAGAGGUUUUUAUGAAACAAGACAUGUUUCUUAAUCCACACUAUAAAUCUUACGUUCGAGAAAUGAAAAUAAAAGCAUACGAUCAACUACUUUCCACUUACAUAUCAGUAAAUCUGUCUUACAUGAGCGAACAGUUCGGCGUCUGCGAGGACUACAUAGAAAACGACCUUAGUAAAUUCAUUGCAGCAGGAAGACUGAGUUACAAAAUAGAUAAAGUUAGCGGAAUUGUCGUAAAUCAACGCAAAGACAGAAAAACUGAGGUAUUUCAGGCAGUCAUAAAACAAGGAGACAUUCUUCUUAAUCGUGUACAUAAACUAGGUCGAGUUAUCGAAAUUUAAGAAAAAAAGCGAGUUGCUACGCUAUAAUGCAUAUUUAUGUAAAAAUGCCACAGAUAUACACUCAUGGACAAAAAUGGAUAUUUUCAUUUUUUUUUGUUUUAAUAAAUUCUGUUCAAUUAA
Messenger RNA from Diabrotica balteata, 1338 nucleotides. The record is from the annotation of a GenBank genome assembly. NCBI's taxonomy places the organism in Eukaryota, Metazoa, Arthropoda, Insecta, Coleoptera, Chrysomelidae.